Messenger RNA from Trematomus bernacchii (emerald rockcod), 2305 nucleotides. It is a transcript of the gene tpd52l1, whose product is annotated as tpd52 like 1. Gene Ontology annotation, biological process: positive regulation of MAP kinase activity; positive regulation of apoptotic signaling pathway. The record is from RefSeq and is a predicted model, not a curated record. The transcript is spliced from 6 exons. Bases 125 to 694 code for a protein of 189 amino acids. Gene Ontology annotation, cellular component: cytoplasm. Lineage: Eukaryota; Metazoa; Chordata; Actinopteri; Perciformes; Nototheniidae.
CGCGUGACAGCCAACGAAGCCCCAGUAAACACACUGACCUGACGGCCGCUGCUGCGCGUGCUGCUGUUGUUGCUCUGUCUUCUUGUCACGGGAGGAUAUUCUGCGGAGUGCACCUGGCUGUCUGAUGGAGACCAGACAACAAGGUUUUCUGGACUCGGAGCCACUGAGAGAAGCUGACGAAGACAUGGCGUCAGAGAUCGACCUAAACAACUGCCUCUUGACCGAGGAGGAGAGAGAGGAGAUCCAGCAACAGCUCGCUAAACUGGAGGAGGAGAUCAGUACGUUGCGGCAGGUCUUGUCUUCCAAAGAGAAGCAGCACGCAGAGCUCAAACAGAAACUUGGCGUAGGUUCUCUGAGCGAGCUCAGGAACAACUUAAGCAAAGGAUGGCACGACAUGCAGACCUCCACAGCCUAUAAGAAGACCUCGGAGACGAUCUCCACAGCCGGACAGAAAACCUCCGUCGCGUUCACCACGCUGGGCAGCGCCAUCACCAGGAAGUUCGGGGACAUGAGAAACUCUCCCAGCUUCAAGUCUUUUGAGGAGAAAGUCGAGACUACAGUUUCUACUCUAAAGACAAAGGUGGGCGGUGCAGAGACAGGGGGCAGCUUCGAGGAAGUCCUCUCCUCCGCAGCGAACGCCAGCUCUCAGGACACGCCCACUAACAACUUGACGGACGGCUCCGAGAGGCCGUGAUAGAGCGGCACCGUAAAGGCUGGACUCAAAGACCAGGAACUGCUGUAGUGCAGAACGUAUCUUCUAAAUACUCUGACUGAAAUGUUACAGAACACCUGUGUUAGAUCCCUCGUGUUAGGAUGCUUACAACCAUGUUUGAGAUGAAGCCUCCUAACACUAGAUGCAACACUGAAUGCUUGAAAGGAAGUUUAAGAAAUGUCUUGUUUGGACCAAAUGUACCCUAAAUAUUCCAAAUAGGCAGUUGGCUGCCUUUAUUUUUUAAAAGAUCACAACAGCAAACCUACUGUAAUGGAGGGCUAAUAAUAAACCCAGUGAGACCCUCAGAUAAUUCCACACAUAACUCAACUCGGUUUAAAGGAAACAUCCUUUGUAACAAUCUAAAAGACAUUAUACAUUUGACCAAGAGGUUAAUGUCUUUGUUGAAUUGCUCUUUCUAUAGUGUGGUGCACUCAACCAAUAGGAGUGUAUUGCCAGCUCCAUACCACAGACGUUGAUCCAAUGAGGUGAGACGCAGCUAAGCUUGUGAAAACAGCCAGUACAGUAUCACAACUUUACUUCACUACACCUGUCGUACCAAAAACUACAUUUUUAGGGUAUUCAUAGAAAUAAGUAGUUGAUAAUAGUCUUUAUGUUACAUUUUCAAGUACCUUGUACUUUUUACUAAAUGUUUUUAAAUCUACAUACAGUAUAACCCACAUUGAUGGAAUCCUGAAAUCCUGGGUAAAACUAAUUAUUUGUAAACUUGUACAAAUGACUUUUCAAUACGACUAAAGAUCUGAAAUGUUGUUAUGGCAACUAAAAAUAUAUUUGAUGGAAUAACUUUGCAAAUGCAGCCAGUUAUAAUGCUUUUUGAAAAUAACAGCCUAUUGUUCUACGCAUAGCUGAAUGCAAAAUACUGACAGAGGCUUGCUAGAAUAUGAAGGUUGCGCAAAAUUAUAUAAAUCACUUAUGCUGAGAAUUAUCUUCUUCACUCUAGCAGUUGAAAAUUGACAUUUUUAAACAUUGUGUUGAACUGCUGUACAUUAGUGCUGGAUUCAUACAUGCAUACACAUGACAUUUGACCCUGAAAUGGUUUCUGUGGUCUUUUGCCUCUGUUACUGAUGACAAAAUAACAUUAAUACACCGAUUUCUUUUAACUUCCUGGUGCAGGACAAACUGUUAAAUGCUGCGAGAUAACAUAAAGUUUUACUGAGUAUGUUAGGAAAAGGUUGGUGCCACAAAAUGUUAAACAUGUUUAUUAAUUUGUGUGUAAAAACAUUGUUUUAUUUUUAACUUUUCAAGUACCUGCAUAACUUUGCCAUCAAGUUUCAAUAUAUAUUCUCCGUUUCAUGUUUCACUUAUGUUUCAUUUUGUUAUUUUUUGCCGUGGUUUGAGAAGAUCUCCGGGAUCGUUUCAUGUUUAAUGAAAUGUGUUCAAUAAUAUUCAUGUUAACGUUCAUAUAUUGAAAUACUGAGGUAAUGCAUGUUCUGAUAUUGGAACAUAAACUACUGAUCUGUGACAUUCAGAAAACAUUGUGUUUGACAUCUGCAUACAAAUAAUCACAAACUAUUAUAAACAACUGUUUUUAUGGCUGAUGGAAUGAUAUUAAAGAUUGUUUACCCAAACUAAAAA